Molecule: messenger RNA, 4866 nt
Organism: Gorilla gorilla gorilla (western lowland gorilla)
Lineage: Eukaryota; Metazoa; Chordata; Mammalia; Primates; Hominidae
Product: putative adhesion G protein-coupled receptor F2P
Exons: 9
Coding region: 30-2042 (670 amino acids)
Biological process (GO): cell surface receptor signaling pathway; adenylate cyclase-activating G protein-coupled receptor signaling pathway
Cellular component (GO): membrane
Molecular function (GO): G protein-coupled receptor activity
Source: RefSeq, a predicted model, not a curated record
AAACAAGAAAGUCAGCUGUGUGGAAGACAAUGACUCAUACACUUUUGCUGUACUACUUGGUGUUUCUUUUGCCCACAGAGUCCUGUAGGACAUUGUAUCAGGCUGCAAGCAAAAGCAAGGAGAAGGUGCCUGCCAGGCCACACGGUGUAUGCGAUGGUGUCUGUACAGACUACUCCCAGUGUACUCAACCUUGCCCUCCAGACACUCAGGGAAAUAUGGGGUUUUCAUGCAGGAAAAAGACAUGGCACAAGAUCACUGACACCUGCCGGACUCUUAAUGCCCUCAACAUCUUUGAGGAGGAUUCACAUUUGGUUCAGCCAUUUGAAGACAAUAUAAAAAUAAGUGUAUAUACUGGAAAGUCUGAGACCAUAACAGAUAUGUUGCUACAAAAGUGUCCCACAGAUUUGUCUUGUGUAAUUAGAAACAUUCAACAGUCUCCCCGGAUACCAGGAAACAUCGCCGUAAUUGUGCAGCUCUUACACAACAUAUCAACAGCAAUAUGGACAGGUGUUGAUGAGGCAAAAAUGCAGAGUUACAGCACCAUAGCCAACCACAUUCUUAACAGCAAAAGCAUCUCCAACUGGACUUUCAUUCCUGACAGAAACAGCAGCUAUAUCCUGCUACAUUCAGUCAACUCCUUUGCAAGAAGGCUAUUCAUAGAUAAACAUCCUGUUGACAUAUCAGAUGUCUUCAUUCAUACUAUGGGCACCACCAUAUCUGGAGAUAACAUUGGAAAAAAUUUCACUUUUUCGAUGAGAAUUAAUGAUACCAGCAAUGAAGUCACUGGGAGAGUGUUGAUCAGCAGAGAUGAACUUCGGAAGGUGCCUUCCCCUUCUCAGGUCAUCAGCAUUGCAUUUCCAACUAUUGGGGCUAUUUUGGAAGCCAGUCUUUUGGAAAAUGUUACUGUAAAUGGGCUUGUCCUGUCUGCCAUUUUGCCCAAGGAACUUAAAAGAAUCUCACUGAUUUUUGAAAAGAUCAGCAAGUCAGAGGAGAGGAGGACACAGUGUGUUGGCUGGCACUCUGUGGAGAACAGAUGGGACCAGCAGGCCUGCAAAAUGAUUCAAGAAAACUCCCAGCAAGCUGUUUGCAAAUGUAGGCCAAGCAAAUUGUUUACCUCUUUCUCAAUUCUUAUGUCACCUCACAUCUUAGAGAGUCUGAUUCUGACUUACAUCACAUAUGUAGGCCUGGGCAUUUCUAUUUGCAGCCUGAUCCUUUGCUUGUCCAUUGAGGUCCUAGUCUGGAGCCAAGUGACAAAGACAGAGAUCACCUAUUUACGCCAUGUGUGCAUUGUUAACAUUGCAGCCACUUUGCUGAUGGCAGAUGUGUGGUUCAUUGUGGCUUCCUUUCUUAGUGGCCCAAUAACACACCACAGGGGAUGUGUGGCAGCCACAUUUUUUGUUCAUUUCUUUUACCUUUCUGUAUUUUUCUGGAUGCUUGCCAAGGCACUCCUUAUCCUCUAUGGAAUCAUGAUUGUUUUCCAUACCUUGUCCAAGUCAGUCUUGGUGGCAUCUCUGUUUUCAGUGGGCUAUGGAUGCCCUUUGGCCAUUGCUGCCAUCACUGUUGCUGCCACUGAACCUGGCAAAGGCUAUCUACGACCUGAGGCCUGCUGGCUCAACUGGGACGUGACCAAAGCCCUCCUGGCCUUCGUGGUCCCAGCUUUGGCCAUCGUGGUAGUAAACCUGAUCACAGUCACACUGGUGAUUGUCAAGACCCAGCGAGCUGCCAUUGGCAAUUCCAUGUUCCAGGAAGUGAGAACCAUUGUGAGAAUCAGCAAGAACAUCGCCAUCCUCACACCACUUCUGGGACUGACCUGGGGAUUUGGAGUAGCCACUGUCAUUGAUGACAGAUCCCUGGCCUUCCACAUUAUCUUCUCCCUGCUCAAUGCAUUCCAGGGUUUCUUCAUCCUAGUGUUUGGAACCAUCCUGGAUCCAAAGAUAAGAGAAGCCUUAAAGGGUCGAGUAGCCUCUGCAAAAAGGAGCUCCAGAAUAUCAGAGAAUGCUUCUUCUGAAUUAUCUUGUCAUCCCAUCAAAGGCCCAAGUUAACAAACCAGGCUACAUCCCUAACCUAGGAGGUUGUAUAUUCCAGGAAUGGCAGAGCCCAAAGGAGAAAUGUGCUCAUUCCUGUCUUCUUGCCUCUGGAGAACAUGUAGGAAGCUCACACAUGUGGUGCUAAUGGAGGAGGGCGUGAUGUGCAGAAAGGAUGAAAGGCUCCUCUGUCAAAGCUGUUCUGUGCUACUAAACAUUUCUCGUCCAUCAACUGUACAUAGCUACAUAUAUGUCAUGCUGGGCAGCCACAGCAAACAAAAAGACAAAGGGGGCCACGACCGUGGUUUUUGUUGGGGCUUCCAUCUCUAUGCUGUUGGGUCACAUUUGUCUUCAGAAAGCAACCUCUGUCUCAUCUUGGAAAAGGCGGCCUGGGAUUUCACCUGGCUGGAUUCUGUGUGUUGCUGAGGGAGGAGCCUCAUGAAUAGUCACAAAUAGUUGGGCUGACUCUAAGUAGGUCAUUGCAGAUUAUUUUUUUUUUCAAAAGGAAUCCACUGCCAGUAUAUUCCACUUUUUCAAAUUUAAAUAGAUUGGAUUGUCAACUUGGUUUAGGCUUAGAUACAACUUCCUUGGCCAUGAACCAAGGGGAAAAGCAUAGAGCUUUUGAGACAGAAAGAUGACCAUUUUCAGUUAAGGAGAUGGAAGGAAGCCUGGAGUUGUGAGUCAAUGCUAAUCGAGGACUGAGCCAGAGGUAGAAACCCAAGUGUGCUGGUUCCCAGCCCUGUACUUCCUCUUCAAGACCAUAUAGACACUGAAAGAUCUUCUGCCUACACUGACAAUGUAAGGUCAAUCCUCACCAACAAUAUGCUUUUUUGAUACCUGGGAUUGGAGAGAGGAAAUAUCACAUUUCCAAUUCAGAGCUGCUCUUUUUCUUAACCUAUAUGUAAACAAAUUCAACAUUCAAACCAGGUGUUACCUGAUAGAACAGUAUUGUAGGUAGAAGCUCUUUGAGGAAAAAAAAAAAGCCUCUUUACAAAGCAAGGACAUAGAUGACUGCAGCAGCAUCUAACUAGUGGAUGAAGGCAAAGGGGCAAUGGGCAGCCUUUAAUUAUCCCAACAAGAAGUCAGUAUUGAUGAUGUUUCAUUACAAAGGAGAAAGUGGGACUCACUUUAGGUAUGAGUGCAGUCCCUUCCUUCCUUCCUUCCUUCCUUCCUUCCUUCCUUCCUUCCUUCCUUCCUUCUUCCCUCCCUCCCUCCCUCUCUCUCUUUCUCCCUCUUUCUUUCUUUCUUUUUUCUCCCUCUCUCUUUCUUUCUUUCUUUGUUUCUUAUUACAAAUUAUCUUCCUAUAAGUAGGAAAGUUUGAGCAGACAAAAAGCAUCAAUCUGAAGUUAAAAAAAAUGCAUCAACCUGGAGAAAUAGUCAUUUUUCAAAUGGCAUUGCUUAUCUUGGGACAACAAAAGCAUCCUUCACAAAUAAAGUCAGAGAGUGGUUUUAAUUUACCAUUUACCAAUAGAUUUGUAUGUUCUUUUCAAGAGAAGGGGUGAGAUAGACAUAGUCCUGGUUUUCCUCAAUGCAGGCUUAGGUACAAAGAAAUGUCACUUACCCAGAGUCCAUAUAUUGAAGUGAAAAUGGAAUUUCAUGAAGCAAAUAUAGUUACAGGAUGGUAACUCUGGACAAAUUUUAUAAAAGACGAACUCCAAUUGCCUCAUUUCACAGAUAACAGCUCUGAGCACUAGGGAGAGAGGGAGGGACUGGCCUAGCAUCUGCUUUGUGUCUUGGGCAGUCACAUCUAUUAUGGAAGUACUCACUACUCAGCUAUACUCACUCCCUGAGACAGGAUGGUCGGAAAGACACCUCACCUUAGCCUCAUCAUUAACCAAGAAACCCCAAGGAUGCUGAGAGAAAAACUCUGGAAUUAUUUGGGAAUUCCUGGAAGAAGCUAUGCCCUCUCUCCUGCAUCCCAAAGCCCACUCUACACCAUCUUGAAAAAUGUCAAGGAACUGCAUGGAUUAGGUUGACUCUGGAUGACCCUGGGUAGAGACUCACUCAGUUUCCUGCUGACACCUCACCAAGAAAGUGAUUUGGUCAGGUGACUCUAGGAGAAAUUGGUACUGAUAGUGUCCAAGGCAGAUUUUUAAGCAUCAGACUUAAUACAUAACGAUUCUUGGGAAAGCCAUUUAAAUCCCUGAGACUUUAAGUGGAUAAAUGUAGGUAAAGUAGUAUAGUACUUGGCUCAUAAUAAUUGCUCAUUCAAAUUCACAUGUUAGUUUUAGUUGUUUUUUUUUAAAUUAGAGUCCUGUGAAUACAUGAACCCACCCACCCACACGCAGACACAAGCAAACACACAGCCAUGACCCCAUGCAUAAGUUUGGCUGAAGACACCCUCAUGGGAACUAGUUCACUGACUUCCAAAUUAAAGAGUUAAGCAUUUGAUUUGGUCUGUUCAACAUUAGGGGUAUCAGCCAGCAAAAUCUGUUGAGCUUACCGUUGAAAAAUCCUUUCAUUCAUUACUGUGGUCAUAAUACACAGUUACCUGGCCAGGAAAGAGUACACAUCACAGGGAUCUGCUCACUGCAUGUGUGCCUGAGCUCUCCCUCACUUUCUGCCUUCUUCAAGAAUUCUUCCCUGAUUGGUCCAACCAGAAGCGCUGAUUCUCCCCACCUGAUUUCCUGUAAUUUUAUAAUCUAUGUCCUUCACUUUUGUGUUAUAUUGUUUAUUUCCUUUUGGUCUUUUUGUGUGCAUAUGUAUAUGUUUUGGGGAAUGGGGUUAUUCACUUUUGUUACUCACUGUGUUACUCACUUUUGUAUGCCCAUAGUGCAGAGCAUGGUGCCUUGUACAUAGAGUAUGUUCGGUAAAUAUGUGUAAUAAAAAGUCCUUUGAUUAC